AUGAGUAUUGGUAUCAAGAGUCACGCGAGUACUCAUCCGUGGCAUUUGCCCGACCCUUUGGGGAUAUGGGAACAACCGUUCCUACCGGAUCCAGGAACCGGACCUCUCUGCAGAGACUGGAACACGAACCGGAUCUCACUAUCGAGGGUGGUUCGUAAAAGCCUUGUGGCUCCUACUUCUUUGGCGUGGAAGAAAAUCAAGAAAAGGGACAGCAAAAUCAUUCCAAGGAUCACUUGUUUCUUCAACAUCAUCGUUUUGUCUCUUUUGAACUAA
This is a messenger RNA of Microthlaspi erraticum, 273 nucleotides long. The record is from the annotation of a GenBank genome assembly. Lineage: Eukaryota; Viridiplantae; Streptophyta; Magnoliopsida; Brassicales; Brassicaceae.